AUGAACAAAAUGGAAGACCAAAGAGAAGAUUCUGUCGUUGUUGUUCCGAAAGACGACGAUACAAAUUGGCACUUUGCCGGUACGACGGUCCACCCGUUCGUAAGGAACACAAAUCAUCGAAUGCAAUUGGAAAUCGAGAAUCGAUUCGUCGUUUUGAUGGUGAACCCUUUCUCGCCGUCGAAGAAGGCCGAGAAGAAGGAUGACGAUGAAAACGACGAUAAAGAUGACGUCCAACAUCAUCACCAACAAUUUUUAUGCUUCGACGCGACGUGUUACCACAUGGGCGCGCCUUUGUUGCACGCGGACAUCGAGGACGAUGUGUGCAGCGGCAACAGUUUCGGGAGCGCGAGCAACUGUAGUGAUGCUUCUUCUUCGUCAUCCUGCGUGAUUGUUUGCCCGUGGCACCAUUAUAAAAUCGACGUCGGCAAAAGCGGGGAACGCGUGUACUUCGACGCGUUCACGAAAGAACGCAAAACCGUCGCGCGGAGGCAAAGAACGCACGAGGUGAAAGUAGACCGAGAGGAGAACGUGUGGGUGAAACUGAACAGGGAGAGCGAGAGAUACGAAAGCGAUAGAUACGCGUUUAAGCAACCGCUGAGGAGCACGAGAGGCAAGACCAACGAGCAUCAGUUUCGAGCGUUUAAGAGUUCCGGCGAUGCGUUUACAUCAUCAUCUUCUAAGAAGAAGAAGAGUGCGAUGAAAGAGAGGGAAGAAGGAAAGAGUCUGUUAGGACGGAUGGUUGGCAAAUCUAUGAGCGGAGGGGACGGCGUCGCGCCGUGGGCGAUAUCGAAGGAGGCGGGCGGGGGAUUGCCGCCGUUGCCUGCAAGGGGGAUAUUAAAGAAGAGCAGUUUCGGGACAUCAUCGUCGUCAAAAGCUGAGAGUGAGUGUAUCGUUAAAGAAGAAGUAUUCGAAGAUGCAAUAGAGGAGGAAAGAGUGGUGGCGGAUGAUGAAUAA
Messenger RNA from Bathycoccus prasinos, 954 nucleotides. RefSeq lists its product with no specific name. NCBI's taxonomy places the organism in Eukaryota, Viridiplantae, Chlorophyta, Mamiellophyceae, Mamiellales, Bathycoccaceae. The transcript has a single exon. The record is from RefSeq and is a predicted model, not a curated record. Gene Ontology annotation, molecular function: 2 iron, 2 sulfur cluster binding. Bases 1 to 954 code for a protein of 317 amino acids.